GAGAGGCUGACUUAGUUAUCGCGAGGGGCGAGAAGGAGCUAAGGCCGCACGGUUCGUUGUUAAGGGAACAAGUCCGUGACAAGUGGUAUCAGAGCCCGGCUAAGGGCUUUGUGUUGAUCGAAUUCUCAACGAUGGCGAACGUUGAAGAUAUUUCGUACGUAACCGAGGGACGUGGCAGGGAGGCCCAAGUAAACAACAAGAAGAAGAAGGACCACAACAAGGCUCGUGGGGAGAGUACCGUUAAUGAGGCCGUACUAACGGAUCAUGGCGAAAGACUCGAGAGGCUCGAGAAUAACGUCGCCAUAGCGGAGCUUAGCGAACGAUUCAAGAAGCUCGAGCACGAUACGGAGGUGUUGGAGAAUCACGUCGCCGAGCAACUCGAUUUGUUUAGAGACAAUGAGACGUUGCGGGAGGAACGGUUGGAUCGAUUGGAGGCCAUCAUCCAAUCCCUCCAAGAGAGCAUCGAAGGGAUGCGCGACGACUUGGCCUUGUGCAAAAAGGCCGCCGCUAAUGGGAGCGCUGGUGUUACUCCGAGUCCAAGGGUGGACUCCCCGAAGCCAACGGGAUUCAACGGCAUAAGGGACGCCAAGGAAGUUGAGAACUUCCUAUGGAUGAUGGAACAAUAUUUCGAGGGUAUCGGUCUAGUCGACGAGACGACUAAGGUAAGAACUGCUUCCCUUUAUCUUUCCGAUACGGCUAUAUCGAUACUUGGGAAGAGUUCAAGAGGGAACUCAAGCGACACUUCUACCCGGAGAACGUCGUCUAUGAGGCUCGAAGGAAGUUGAGGGAACUGAAGCAACGAAGUUCAAUCCGCGAG
Erythranthe guttata (spotted monkey flower) is the source of this 817-nucleotide messenger RNA. The record is from RefSeq and is a predicted model, not a curated record. NCBI's taxonomy places the organism in Eukaryota, Viridiplantae, Streptophyta, Magnoliopsida, Lamiales, Phrymaceae.